AUGAUCCUGAUAAAUAUCAAUUUGAACGGAUGGCAAUCCAAAUACCAAAUUCUGACAUUGGUAGUGGCACUUUUAGUCCCCUUGAUUUACUAUCUUUAUGCUCGAUAUGUUACUUCACGGCCUAAUCGGUAUAACGGAGCUGAAGAACCCAUAAAGUUCCAUGUGGCAGUUCCGGAAGCCGCUGCUCCUCACUGGAAGGGGCGUCGAUUGAAUCCUCCAUCCAUUAGAUUGGCUGAUGAUCCUUCCUCUAUUCAAAGUUACUGUCCUGCUACUGGACAAUAUUUGGGUACAUUUAUGGCCCAUACUCCAUAUGAUAUAGAUGACAAGAUAGAUAGAGCUAGAAGGGCCCAAAAGGGUUACCAAACGACAUCAUUCAUGGUGAGAAGGAAGCUACUCAAAACACUUGCUCGUUACAUUGGUGAUCAUCAAGAGGACUUUGCUAGAGUGGCCUGUAGAGACAGUGGGAAGACAAGAGUGGAUGCACUGAUGGGGGAGAUCUUAGUGACAUUGGAGAAACUUAAUUGGAUCAUAUCUAAUGGAGAGAAGGCACUUAAACCUUCUCAAAGACCUGGACCUGCUCAUAGACUCAUUGGGAUCUUAAAACAAGCUGAGGUUCGUUAUGAACCUUUAGGAGUAGUUGCAGCCAUUGUUUCAUGGAACUAUCCAUUUCAUAACUUGAUGGGACCAGUGAUUGCCAGUCUUUUCACAGGGAAUGCCGUUAUCAUCAAGUGCUCAGAACAAGUGGUUUGGUCUUCUGUUUGGUUCUUGAAGGUAAUUCAUGCUGCCUUAAAGCUGUGUGGACUUAAUGAAGAUUUGGUUCAAUUGUGCUACUGCUUUCCUGAUACUGCAGAUCAUUUCACUCUGCAUCCUGGGUUGGACCAUAUAACGUUUAUAGGGUCCAAAGCAGUGGCUCAUAAGGUGGUAGCCAGUGCUGCGAAACAGUUGACUCCGUGUGUGGUGGAAUUAGGAGGUAAGGAUGCGGUGAUAGUGUUGGAUGAUGUAACUGACACCAUACAAUCAUUAGCUUCAGUUAUUAUGAGAGGAACAUUCCAAAGUGCGGGUCAAAAUUGUAUAGGUAUAGAGAGAGUCAUCUGCUUACCUAAAAACUACGACCAUUUGGUGUCCAUAUUGGAGUCCAGAAUCAAGGAUCUUCGGUUAGGCUCAGACAUUGACCAGUUGGAUGAGAUCGAUGUGGGUGCGAUGAUCUCAGACAACAGAUUCAGUCAACUUGGAGACCUCAUUGAAGACGCCCUUGAUAAGGGGGCCACCCUCUUACAUGGAGGCAAGCAGUAUCAUCAUCCUAACUAUCCUCAGGGUCAUUAUUUUGAGCCUACACUAUUGGUAGAUGUUACGAAAGACAUGAGGAUCUUUAAUGAAGAAGUGUUCGGUCCUAUAUGCACCAUAGUGCGGUCACGUGAUGUGGAUGAAGCCAUUGAACUUGCAAACAGUACAGAGUAUGGAUUAGGAGGGUCAGUUUUCAGCAACGACUUCAAUGCCGCCAAUGACGUGGCCAAUAGAUUAAAGACAGGCAAUGUGGCCAUUAAUGACUUUGCUACAUUUUAUGUGUGUCAGUUACCAUUUGGAGGCAUCAAGAAAUCAGGUUACGGUAAGUUUGGAGGUGAAGAAGGUUUAAGAGGUUUAUGUAUUGAAAAAUCAGUGGUUAUGGAUAAAUCUUUAUUCAGAGCUUUGGGAGUAGCCACUUCUAUUCCUCCACAAAUUGACUAUCCCAUAAAGAAUGAUACCAAAGCCUGGACAUUUGUUUCAAGCUUGAAUAAAGCUGGUUAUGAUACCAGAACUUGGGAAAUCGUCAAGGCAUUAAAGAAACUUGGAAAAUAA
Lizanozyma spartinae is the source of this 1836-nucleotide messenger RNA. It is a transcript of the gene MSC7, whose product is annotated as meiotic recombination directing protein. Gene Ontology annotation, molecular function: aldehyde dehydrogenase (NAD+) activity. The record is from RefSeq and is a predicted model, not a curated record. The transcript has a single exon. NCBI's taxonomy places the organism in Eukaryota, Fungi, Ascomycota, Pichiomycetes, Serinales, Debaryomycetaceae. The coding region runs from base 1 to 1836 and encodes 611 amino acids.